Penicillium subrubescens is the source of this 1236-nucleotide messenger RNA. RefSeq lists its product as uncharacterized. The coding region runs from base 1 to 1236 and encodes 411 amino acids. NCBI's taxonomy places the organism in Eukaryota, Fungi, Ascomycota, Eurotiomycetes, Eurotiales, Aspergillaceae. The record is from RefSeq and is a predicted model, not a curated record. The transcript has a single exon.
AUGGCGACCAGCGUGGAUCGGCCAAGACGGCAAUAUCUUGGCCUGCUGCCAUGGAGUACAAUAGCACUCGUCAUAGCGAUCGUCUUCGGAUUCUACUUCAACGGUCGGGUCCCCUCAUUUCUGAGUUUUGACCGAUCGGCUCAGGCCAAAGACAGUUCUAUCUGGUGGUGGAGAUGUUCUCAGGUUCACCACCCUUUCAUGGAGGGUUGUGAACAUAUUUGGCUGGAUCAUCGAGACCGAAAGCUCUACGGUGCUUGUACCAAUGCUAAUUCUCCAAAGGACUGGAACCCCGGAGGCGCUGCUACUACGUGGGCGAGAUCUCGCAGAGAUCACAUCGCGGUCUUGGAAUUGGAUUCCUCCGGUCGGGAGAAUGAAUACAGGAUUCAGCGCCUGGUCAUUCCAGACAACUUUCAUCGGGAGUUGAAUUUACAUGGCUUCGACGCUCGCCGUGUCGGCAAUAGACUUCGAUUCUGGCUGACGAACCAUACGCCAGUUUUAGAUCUCAUGACAGGGAAAGCGCUUGAUGUUCGGACGGAAUCGAGUAUCGAGGUUUUCGAUCUGGAUCUGAAAUCAGGCAAACUUGUCCACAUCAAAAGUAUUUCCAGUGAGGCGCUGGAUUCGCCCAACAACCUGGCAGUCGACAAAGACGGAAAGGGAUUCUUGGUGAUCAACGGCGGUCGCACCAAGCUGGGACCUUUUCGUGGUGGACCAUUUAAAUUUGGCAGCUCAAGCAUCUCCUACUGUCGAACAGAAACGGGAAUCUGCCGGACUGUUGCCAGCCAGGGCUUUGAUCUUGCCAACAGCAUUGCCAUGGGCCACGACGGCUUAGCUUACAUCUCGAUGUCGUCUACUGGGACUCUGGCAGUCUACAAAAUGGCCGGCAAUGAGCUUACUCAAAUUGAUGCUCUUUCCUUGGGCUCAGCACUCGAUCACCUUUCCGUGGAUGCCCGAGGAAACAUUCUCAUCACUGCAUUUACGGACCCUGUCGAAUUGCAAGAAGCAUCAACAAAUCCACAAGCCUCAGUGACUGCGGGAACAGUCUUGAUGGUCCAAAAGAAGAAUGGCCCAUCGAAAAAGCCGGAUGAGGAGCAGUAUAUACUUCAGCCGAUGAUUGAAGAUGAAGCUGCAAAGCUCAUGUCAACGACCACAACGGCCGUACACGAUGUACAGUCCGAUCGCAUAUUUCUAGCUGGUGUAUUUUCGCCGGGUAUUAGUAUAUGCGAAAAGCGAUCCUGA